Messenger RNA from Biomphalaria glabrata, 1001 nucleotides. RefSeq lists its product as uncharacterized. Bases 62 to 859 code for a protein of 265 amino acids. Lineage: Eukaryota; Metazoa; Mollusca; Gastropoda; Planorbidae. The record is from RefSeq and is a predicted model, not a curated record. The transcript is spliced from 3 exons.
CUCAACCGUUGUGGGACCCUAUGCGAAACGGAUUUCGUGGGGCCAAGUUUGGCUGUCAGACAUGACUCAUCAAUGGCAUUUAGUAGUUGGCAUCUUAGGGACGCUAUUCACAGUUGCAGUCAGCCACACAGGUAGCUGUAGUUAUUCUAAAUAUGGCUGCUGUCCUGAUGGCAUAACACCUGCUGAAGGCUAUGGCAAUAAAGGAUGUUAUGCACCUCCAAAUGAUUAUCCCACUAAGCCUCUUACGAACGUUGGUGGCUGUAAAAACACAAGAUAUGGAUGCUGUCCAGAUGGUCGCACACCAGCAUCAGGCUAUGGAAAUAAGGGAUGCUAUCCUUAUCCUAAACCUCCAAUAGAUGUCUAUUCCCCCAAACCUCCUACAGAUAUUUAUACUUCUAAACCAGAUAAUUAUCCUAUUAAGCCUCCUUCAUAUGAUUAUCUUAAACCUCAGCCCAAUCCAUAUGAUCAUCCCACUAAACCUCCAACAAACAAUUAUCCUCCUAAUCCGCCUACGUACGGCUGUAAAAACACAAGAUAUGGAUGUUGUCCAGAUGGUCAUACACCAGCAUCAGGCUAUGGAAAUAAGGGAUGCUAUCCUUAUCCUAAACCUCCUAUAGAUGUUUAUUCCCCUAAACCUCCUACAGAUAUUUAUACUUCUAAACCAGAUAAUUAUCCUCCUAAGCCUCCUUCAGAUAGUUAUCCCAAACCUCAGCCCAAUCCAUAUGAUUAUCCCACUAAACCUCCAACAAACGAUUAUCCCCCCAAUCCUCCUACGUACGGCUGUAAAAACACAAGAUAUGGAUGUUGUCCAGAUGGUCAUACACCAGCAUCAGGCUAUGGGAAUAGAGGAUGUUAUUAAAGUGAACUUGUAUUUAGUCCGUUUAAAUAGGAUCGAUGAGCUUGUGGCACCCGACCGGAAAUGUAGAGCUAAUAUUUUUCUUUUUUUCCUUCAAAAACUUAACAUUGGAAAAAUAAAAUAUGUUUAAAAUGCCAAACAAAAA